Sus scrofa (pig) is the source of this 2017-nucleotide messenger RNA. RefSeq names its product leucine rich repeat containing 61 (gene LRRC61). Gene Ontology annotation, molecular function: protein dimerization activity. The record is from RefSeq and is a predicted model, not a curated record. Gene Ontology annotation, biological process: regulation of transcription by RNA polymerase II; outer dynein arm assembly. Lineage: Eukaryota; Metazoa; Chordata; Mammalia; Artiodactyla; Suidae. Gene Ontology annotation, cellular component: cytoplasm.
GCCUCUUCCGGCCGCGGACGCCUGCGCACUGGGUGCUGCCCGCCGGCUAGAGAAACAUACCAACCGCUGGACGGAGGGGGACGCGGCGCCUCGUCGGGCUGUCGCUCCCGGAAGGACCCCUUGCGCCCCGGAACUUGGACUGCUCUCCGCCCAGGCUCUGUGGGGCCCUUGGUGCCUCCUGAUUCCAGUACAUCCAGGGCUGACUCUGCACCGUGUCCACCUCGCUGUCAUCCUGAUGUGCAUCAGUGAAGAGGAAGGGGGGACCUUACUGUGGGAGCCAGGAAUUGCCCGAGAUUCCAGGCAUGCCUGGGGACCUUUCAGGAGCUAAGGUUCCUGAAGCAGCAGCCUGAGUGAGCAGAUUGGACGGGCCUGGUUUCAGUUCUUGGGAGCCAUGAAGCCUUGCACCAGCGCUGGUGCUCCGCUGUGCUGCUGACCUGCAUGUGGCCACCCUGGGUUUCUGUUUCUUCAGUCAGAGUCAGAGCAGAGGGACCCACCAGCCUUCGAGGGGGGUGUUGGAAACAGGCGUUGGGCACGGGCCCAGGCAGAGUUGAGGGCCAACCCCUUGAGGCGAGCAGCCCGCUGACCGCCACCAGCACCCACAACCCUGUGACGGAACUGCCAGCCACCUGGCCCCCACGUCUCAUGGAGCCUCGGGGCGAGAAGCCUGGAGAGGCCGACGGGGUGCGCGUCACGCCCCAACUGCUCAAGUCACGCUCGGGCGAGUUCGCCCUGGAGUCCAUCCUGCUGCUGAAGCUGCGGGGCCUGGGGCUGGUGGACCUGGGCUGCCUGGGCGAGUGCCUGGGCCUCGAGUGGCUGGACCUGUCGGGCAACGCACUCACCCAGCUGGGCCCACUGGCCUCCCUGCGCCAGCUGACCGUGCUCAACGUCGCCAACAACCGGCUAACGGCUCUGGAGCCCCUGGCUGCCUGCGAGAACCUGCAGCGCCUCAACGCCGCGGGCAACCUGCUGGCUGGCCCCGGGCAGCUGCAGUGUCUGGCCGGCCUGCGGGGCCUCGAGUGCCUGCGGCUGCGGGACCCCUUGGCCCGGCUCAGCAACCCAAUCUGCGCCAGCCCCUCCUACUGGGCCUCUGUCCGGGAGCUGCUGCCGGGCCUCAAGGUCAUCGACGGCGAGCGUGUGAGCGGCCGAGGCAGUGACUUCUACCAGCUGUGCCGGGACCUGGACAGCUCCUUGCGUCCCAGCUCCAGCCCUGGGUCCCGAGCCCUGGAGGCCCAGCCCUGGGUGGAGCCAGGCUACUGGGAGUCCUGGCCACCACGCAGCAGCUCCAUCCUGGAGGAGGCCUGCCGGCAGUUCCAGGACACACUGCAGGAAUGCCAAGACCUGGACCGCCAGGCUAGCGACAGCCUAGCUCGGGCCGAGCAGGCGCUCAGCCCCGCAGGCACCACUGCGUCCUUUGUCUUUUGACUGCGCCCCCUGCCGUGGCCCGGGGCAGCCUGGCAUGUGGCUGUGGGGUUGGCACAUUGUGACCCCCCCCUCCCGCCCAUGGGUCCCUUCCUGCCUCUGUGCUUGUUGUUAUGGUUUCAUCACGCUGGCCUCUGGCAAAGCAGGGGACUGUGCUCUUACGUCCCCGUCCCUAAGAGCAGCCCCCUCCGCUACUCCACCGCAAGGAAAAGUGCCCACCUCCGUCCACAGGCAUCAGGGACACACCUCCUGGGAGGCCUGGAGCAGGUAUCAGGGCCUCAGGCCCUCCUCAAGCAGCUGGCGCCAUCCGAGGCUGUCCUGCCACCUACUCAGAGUGCCCGGGAAGAGGCCCCUUGCCUCCUGUGUCCACAGCUGCUGCCAUUCCUGCCCCUGUGAGUCUGAGACCUGGUGGAAGGAAGUUGCUUCUUCCUAAGACGGGGAUGGCCAGCCUUCCGGCAGAGCUCAGCGAGAAGGCCAUGGUUUCCUGCCUUCCAGAGUCGCCCGUCCAAGUGAUUGCUCUGCCCCACAGCCCGGCGGGGCCUUCACCAUCCAUCCCCCCUGCGCCGCUGAUCCCUAGUAAACUCCUGAUGUUAAUUGC